Drosophila suzukii is the source of this 994-nucleotide messenger RNA. RefSeq lists its product as uncharacterized. NCBI's taxonomy places the organism in Eukaryota, Metazoa, Arthropoda, Insecta, Diptera, Drosophilidae. The record is from RefSeq and is a predicted model, not a curated record.
UAGAGUGUCCGAGAGACUGUUGUGAAACCUCAUAUAAAUACGUUAUUAGCAUAAAUCGUUCUGAACAGUCAGAAAUGAAGCCCCAAACAGGACGGAUCGUCGUUAAGAGCAGUUCCCUGAGCUUGCUAUAUGCAUUUCUGCCCCUGAUGAUAGAUGCAGUUUGCGGGAGAGCUCAGUAUGCCUCACCUUAUGGCAAUGCUUAUGCAAUUUCCACAACCAACUACGCCCAAUCGUAUUCCCCACCUCCAGAAGUGCAAUCGAUAUGGUCAGGUUCUCCAAUCAUAGUGAAUGAUAAUCAGUAUAGGGCCCAAGAACAGCAGCAAUAUCCUAAAAACAAUGAUUACUAUGGAAGAGAACCCUAUAGGCAGCAACCCUAUCCAAAUUGGCGAAGAGAGGAGCUACCAGUAACGCGUGCUGCCAAUCAUAACUACAACAAUGUGCCAGGAUAUUUUUAUUACCAACAACAGGAAACUACUCCAUCCCCACUAUUUCAAUAUAACCAACCCAUUCCACCUGAACUCCAACCAUAUCCCCCAUCCAAUUCCGAAUUGGAUUCCAGUGAUUCUCGUCGCGAGGAGGAGCAAGUGGUUCAGAUAGGAGGCAGUCGGUCUCUGGCCACAAAUAACUAUCAAAACAUUUAUAAUAACAAUGAGAACUUCUAUGAACCCGCUCAACCCUGGAGGCGUCGUGAUUUUCAGGCCAAAUAUGCCCAACAUUAUGCCGAAUAUUUGCGUAAAUAUCCCAGACGCCUGCAGCCAGUAUACAACACCAGCGAAGAUUUCGAUGAGAAGUAAAGGAAUACUCUAUGAAUUUUAGUCAGUGCAAAAGCCAAAUUGAAUAAAUCCCCUCAAGAGCCAUUGGACUUUUGGUUGAAAGCGUGCCAAGAAAACAAUUUGGUCUGUAUUUUGGACAGAUCCAUUGCAGCUGAUAAAGUUUAAAAUGCAGCUGCUGAAGAGUCAGUAUAUAAAUACAGUAAAUAUUGGUUUCCCGCAAA